This is a messenger RNA of Aphanomyces astaci, 2648 nucleotides long. RefSeq lists its product as hypothetical. Gene Ontology annotation, biological process: poly(A)+ mRNA export from nucleus; protein import into nucleus. Gene Ontology annotation, cellular component: nuclear pore. The coding region runs from base 22 to 2505 and encodes 827 amino acids. The transcript has 5 exons. The record is from RefSeq and is a predicted model, not a curated record. Gene Ontology annotation, molecular function: structural constituent of nuclear pore. NCBI's taxonomy places the organism in Eukaryota, Oomycota, Saprolegniomycetes, Saprolegniales, Verrucalvaceae.
AACGAAUUUCGUGGUAGGAAGAUGAGCACCGCCGCCGCCGUGACUCGCGCCGGCGCAACCAUUCCAGACGAAAAUGCGACCAAGAAGCCUAAAUUGGACUUUGAAAGUCUGUACCAGAACUCGCUGCAGCUUACCCGGGGCAUGGACCAACUCCCUUCGCUCCAGCGCAGCCUCGACCAACUGCAUGCUGUCACGAGUGCCAAGUCGCUCGGGUCUUCCGCGGCGCCGUCCACAGCCACAAACAAGGCCCAGUUCCUCUUGGCUGGUCGAGGUUUUGACGCUGAGAAACUCAGUCGCGAGUUGCGCCAGCAUGAAUUGAAGGCAUCGUUUGAGCCCAAGGAAUCGCUCGGCGCGUGCGACUUUGACGGAUUCCUGCGCCACCACCACGAGAUGAUCGUGGUCACUGCGAUCGAAGAAGCGCUGGCGGCAUCCACGCGGACAUCGCAGCAGAGCGCGAUCAACGCGCUCACAGACGAGUUCCAGGUGUCCAAGGCGAAACUCAUGCAGGAUCUGCAGGGCAAGUCGACGCCGGCGCCGCUCGCGUCGCAUCGCCCGUUGCAUCUCCCGUCAACGUCGUCGAUUUCUACGUCGUCACCCGCCACGGUGUCGUCCGUGAACCUUCCUAGCGCAAUGACCGAGCCUAUGCAGGUGUACGCCGCGGCCCUUCGCUCGUCGUUUCAGGCAAAGUCGCUGUCAGUGCCAGACUUCAACCUCAUCGAAGCCAGCAUGACCGCCGCCAAGUCGUUGGUGUCCCCGACAUUAUCCACUGACUCUGCCGAGCAUGAAACCCUCCUCGUGUGGGAACUCCUCGGACACAUGACGCGCCAUCGCCCCGCCACGGCAUCCUCCCGUGCUGCCGGCGCGCGCCAGUUUUUCGAAGCGCGCUAUGCCGUGUUCAUCGAGACCAAGUUGGCCCAACUCGGCGUGCCCCGGGGUGGCGACUUUGGUCGGCGGGCGACCGUGUUAACGUACGUUCGCGACGUGCUCCAACUCCGCCCGCCGCAACAAGUAUGGGCCGUCGUGUAUUACUUGCUUCGGAGCGGUAGUUUAACGGACGCUGCCGCCGUCGCCGAGGGCCACGCCGCGUCCAGCGGCUCGACGUCGUUGCCUCUUGUCACGGAAGCGUUGCGCUUGUAUGCCUCCGACACCCCCACCAGCCCCCCACCACUGGAAAAGACCCACCCGGCACUGUAUCGCAGUUUGACGUCACUAUUUGACACGCUCUUGGCCACCCACAAGGCCAGCCCCGGCACGACCAACCGCUUCGAAGUGGCUGUGCUCAAUCUGUUGACUGGUCGCGAUCCAUUGCUGCGAAAUGCCGGCGUGAUCGACAACAUUGAGGACUUUUUAUGGCAGGUCCAGUUUUGCAGCCAGCAGCACGUGGACCCCGUCGCCGUGGCGAAAAACGUGCUGGCGCUGGUCCAACCGUCCGAAUUCAACCACACCACCCUGGGCGGAGUCUUCGAGUACGUUCGGCUGCUCGUGACGUGUCAGCAGUUUGAGGCGGCUAUUGAAUCCCUCGCGUCCAAGGGGUUUGUGGUGGAGGCCGUCCACGUUGCCAUCGCGUUGCUUUUGGCCGACCAUCACCACCACCACCGUGAGGACAAGGAGGAGGAUGAUGUACCUGUCAAGACGACUCGAGACGCAGUGUUCACGAGACUGCUGCGCCAGUACAUCCAUCAGUUCCAGACCACCAACCCCAGCGACGCCGCCAUGUACAUUGCGUGCCACCCCAACCCAGACACGGUGCGCGCACUCACCAGCGACCUCCUCCUCGAUACCCGAGCGUUUCAAGUGCUAGCGGGGUCGAUCCAUCCCGCCGACGGCUCCCGUGUGCCGGGCGCGUUGGAAUUGUAUUUGACUCGAGCAGAGGUGCGUGAGAUUGUGCUGUGGACGUCCCAACAAGCGCAAAGCCAAGGCCGACAUGUCGAUGCCCUGCAGCUGUUGGUGCUCGUGGGUGAUGUUGAAGGUGGCAUGGUGCUGUUGAAUGGCCAGCUCGUGCAAACGUUGGCCUCUCCGGAUCGUAUGACGUGGCUAAACCACGCGAGAGGGUUUGCUGACACGUGGCUGCGGACGUCGUGGGCGUUGGAUAUUGCCCUCAACCACGCGCGAAGUGCGGCGCUGGCGUUCCAGACGUUGAUGAACAUUGGGCUGUUCCUGGAGCUGCUGGACGCCAAGAAGUUCACCGACGGCAUCGUCUUUAUUGAAGCUUUGGCCUUGUUGCCAGCCCCGGGCGGGGAACAAGCGGCGGUGGACAAGUUUAUGGCGAUGGACGGCGGCGUCCAGCAAAACGUCCACUUGCUCCUUGUGGGGUACAUGGAGUGCCUUGUGUGGGAGACGGAGCGCUCGAAAGCAUCCAUCUCGGCCGUGGAAACCCAGCGGCACGUGUGCAAGCAGCUGCGGGACAAGGCGCGGGCGGUCGUAUCGUUCUCAGGGAUGAUCAAGUUCCGACUGCCGCUGGGCGUCAACGAGCGGUUGAACCAGCUCGAGAUUCGAAUGAUGUAGUCGAAAGAUGACGACGCCAAACUCUUAACACACACCCACACGCCAUAACGAUAACAAUAUCGCUACCUUAGUUGUGCAUGCUAUAAUUACUGUGAGCGUGCAUGGUGGUGUGGAUAAGGCUGUGGUGAAUCCUUCAAAACAAG